Messenger RNA from Notodromas monacha, 381 nucleotides. NCBI's taxonomy places the organism in Eukaryota, Metazoa, Arthropoda, Ostracoda, Podocopida, Cyprididae. The record is from the annotation of a GenBank genome assembly.
AUGAAGACAGUGUGUGUGAAACCUCAAGCGUCGUCGCCGUGUGAGACUCCGCAUUUAUCCAAUAAAGUAGCCCGGCGGGAGGGCGUUUCGCCAAAAACCAGGUGUUCCACUGAAAACCCCAUCAUCGAUGGCUACUAUCCAGCCUUGACUGUAGUGUCUUUGCAGGAUAGAGGAAAACUACUUGGCAAGCAGAAGACAUACGCAGCAGAAGUCCUCACUGUGCACCCAGUUGACCAUGAGAGUGGCAAAUUGGGAUUGAGACCAGUGUCUGCUAAUCUUCUGCCGUUUCCCGCCAACUCUUUGGCAAAGCCAGCAAGGCCCAAAAUGGACACUUGCCAGCUUUGCCUGCUACUGCAAGGAUCUCCUGAGGGAUCUGCCUAG